GUCCCUCCGUCUGUAACACUGUCUGUCCGUCAGUCCCUCCGUUUGUAACUGUGUCUGUCCCUCCGUCUGUCCGUCGGUCCCCCCGUCCGUCGGUCGGUGCCCGGGGAGCCGCGGGCGUGACUCCUGGUGAUGGCAGCAAUGGCAGAGACCAACAAUAUCCAUGCGGUGACGGAAGGGACGGAAGGAGACGACGCCAAGUGCAGUUUCCACCGCAGGAUGUUCCUGGAACCCCGAGAGAAGAAGAGGAACGUGAAGGCUCUGCUGGUCAAGCAAGCGAAGAAAACUUGCAGCUGCACCCCAGCCAGAAUUAAAGAUUGCGUUUUGGGGUUUUUCCCCAUCUUACAGUGGCUUCCUAAGUACAAACUCCGGGAGUACCUGCUGGGGGAUGCGAUGUCCGGUGUGAUCGUGGGGGUCCUGCUGGUCCCUCAGUCCAUUGCCUACUCUCUCCUGGCCGGGCUGGAGCCCAUCUACGGCCUGUACACCUCCUUUUUCUCCUGCAUCAUUUACUGCAUCUUCGGCACCUCCCGCCACAUCUCCGUCAGCAUUUUUGGCGUGGUCUGCCUGAUGGUGGGGCAGGUGGUGGAUCGGGAGGUGGAGAGAGCCGGCUACGACCUGGAGCCGGCCGCGCUCAGCGCGCUGCCGGCCCCGGGAGGGGACGGGAACGGCACCAGCAACGGCACGGCGCCGGAGCCGCUCUGUGACAGAAGCUGCUACGCCAUGGCCGUGGCUGCCACCACGACCUUCGUCUCGGGAGUUUACCAGGUGGCCAUGGGUUUCUUCCAAGUGGGCUUUGUCUCCGUGUACCUCUCGGAUUCUCUGCUCAGUGGCUUUGUCACAGGGGCCUCCAUCACCGUCCUGACCUCACAAGUCAAGUACCUUCUGGGCCUGGACAUCCCUCGGAGCGGGGGCAUCGGCUCCUUCAUCACCACCUGGAUAAACAUCUUCAGAAACAUCCACAGGACCAACAUCUGUGACCUCAUCACCAGCUUCUUGUGCUUCCUGGUGCUCGUCCCAGCCAAGGAGCUCAACGAACGCUUCAAAUCCAAGCUCAAGGCUCCGGUUCCAGUGGAACUCUUCGUGGUUGUGGCGGCCACUCUGGCGUCUCACUUCGGGAAGCUGAAGGAGACCUACGGCUCCAGCAUUUCCGGGCACAUCCCCACUGGGUUUCUGCCGCCGCGCCCUCCAGACUGGAGCCUGGUUCCCAGCGUGGCGUUGGACGCCAUCCCCAUCGCCAUAAUCGGCUUUGCCAUCACCGUGUCCCUCUCGGAGAUGUUUGCCAAGAAGCACGGGUACUCUGUGAGGGCCAACCAGGAGAUGUACGCCAUCGGCUUCUGCAACAUCAUCCCCUCCUUCUUCCACUGCUUCACAACCAGCGCAGCCCUUGCCAAGACGCUGGUCAAGGAGUCCACGGGCUGUAGGACCCAGAUGUCGGGCCUGGUGACCAGCCUGGUGAUCCUCUUGGUGCUCCUUGUGAUCGCGCCUUUGUUCUACUCCCUGCAGAAGUGCGUCCUGGCCGUCAUCACCAUCGUCAACCUCCGCGGAGCCCUGCGCAAGUUCAGGGACCUGCCCAAAAUGUGGCGCCUGAGCAGGGUGGACACGGUGAUCUGGGGGGUGACCAUGGCGGCCACGGCGCUCGUCAGCACCGAGAUCGGGCUGCUGGUGGGGGUUUGCUUCUCCAUGCUCUGCGUGAUCUUCCGGACGCAGCGGCCGGAGGCGCCGCUGCUGGGCUGGGUGGCUGAGUCGGAGACCUACGAGUCCCUCUCUGCCUACAAGAACCUGCAAACCAAGCCCGGCGUUGUGGUGUUCCGCUUUGAAGCCCCCCUCUACUACAUCAACAAGGAGCGCUUCAAAUCCUCCCUCUACAAGCAAACCGGGGUCAACCCCGCGUGGGUGCAGGCGGCCAAGAGGAAAGCGGAGAAGAGAAUGCUCAAGGAGAAGGAGGCGGGCUCCGGGGACAACCAGAGCGGCAUCCCCGUGGAUUUGGGGCCGGAACCCGUGGGGUUUCACACCGUAGUGAUCGACUGCUGUGCGGUGCAGUUCCUGGACACGGCCGGGAUCCGCACGCUCAAGGAGGUCUGCAAGGACUACGGGGACAUCGGCGUCCGCGUGCUGCUGGCCCAGUGCAACCCUUCCGUCAGGAGCUCCCUGCUCCGGGGGGAGUUCUUCAGAGAGGGCGAGGACCACCUGCUCUUCCACAGCGUGCACCAGGCCGUGGACUUCGCCCUGGGCACGCGGGGGCACGGCUCUUCGAAGAACUAGCUGGGAAAGGCGGGAGACGGGAGCAAAGCCCGGGCAGACGUGUCUGUGUGUCUGUGCAAUGGAUGUGUGUGCGCUCAGAUAGCGGGGCAGGGGGGUGCCAGCCCGCUGGCGCCGUGCAAUCCCGCUGGAUUUACCUGCCAGGGGGAGCGAUCCCACAGGAGGUACUGGACAAAGGAGGUUCUCAACCUGAUGGCGGCCAAUCUGCGAACCUUAAGCUGGCGUUGGGUCGUUCAUCUCGUGUCUCCUCUCUGGAGCUCUCCGUGUCUCAGUUCCACUCUGAAGUUGUGAUCGAGUCUUUUUUGCAGCCUUGUCCUUGUGGGUGGGGUGGGGUUUUGGGGUGGUCUGGACGUCCUGUCCAGCUGAAGAGUGAGGCAGCUCCUUUCUCAUCCCUCAUCCUGGCAUCGCUUUCCAUCACCGCACCCGUGUUUGCCAGGGAAUGGCUCUCAGGGGCCGUUUGCUCUGGCCUUGCUGGGCACUGUUUGACUUCCCCUGAAUCUCAGAUAGAGAAAUCAAAUAUAAAUGUGCAGGAAAAUAUCUUAAUGAACAUCUUCUAACCAAGCACCUCUCACCUCCUGAGGUGUUGGCGUUGCCUCCUAAUUCAGCCAGGCCACGAGGGCAUGGUUAUCUCAUUUCUCCACAGGCCUUGACCUGCCUGGGCCCAUGGACCCGCUGCCUCUCCAGCUUGAUUUUAAUGAAAUUUCCUUUCCAUAGAUGACUCUUCGGAAGUCUGGUUCAUUCUUAUGAUCAGUCAACUGUUUUCCUAAUAUUUAGGAGCUCUUUAGGACUGUGAGCUUUAGAUAUGGAAAAUAUCUAGUUCUUUAAUUUUAACCAAAAGAAGUCCCCUCAGGGCAGUUCUUUAUGCCAGGCAAGGAGAACCACAGGCACCAAAGUGAAAAGGGACAAAUAGGUUAUCCAACAUCUGCCCAAAUGUCACAUGUCCACGUCACACAGACUUUGUGCAUGAGUUUAUUGGCUAUAAACCCUUUGCUCUGUCCUGGACUUUAUGCAAUGGGAGUGCACAGACCAUUGGAAAAGGAGCCAGGAAAAUUCUUUCCUGAACCUUUUUUUUUUUUGUUUUUUUAACCAGAUCAGUGUAAAUAGAGCUUUUAACUUUUGAUUUUAAAUUACGUGGAAGUGAAGAGCGCCUGCUCUUCAUGCUAAAAUACAAGGGUAGGAAGAGAUCCUCUUUCCUCACAGCAGUAGAAUGCAAUUGUGAAGGCAGAACUGGGAGAUUAACAGCUUUUCCUGAAUUCCAGCUGUACACGGCACACAUCCCUGGAGGAGCGUGCCUUCCUCCCCAGGAGUUUACAAUCUGAAUUUCAGGUGCUUCACGGCUUUUAAAAGGGAAAGGUGCUGGGUACGGACAAUAUUCUCAUCCUUAACAAUUCAAAAAUAAUGAGUCAGAAGCCAAAAGAGGCAUAAAAUCCAAUAUGAGUUGUGAACUGUUUACUAAAUAGAAAGAUGUUUUGAGAUUAAAUUGUUUUGUUGGGGUUUUUUUUUGUUUUGUUUUUCUGAGCAAGGACCAGUAAACGAUUCUCUUCCUUCUGUGAAAGCUGAAAGUCACGGAUCGCUUCCCUCUGGGAGCCUCAAAGGAGGAUGAGGCAGCAGCAAGAUGAGUCCUUUUUGUGUUCACUGCACUUAUUGCAUUUCUUAGGACACCAGAGCAGCACAGAAGUGCAGGGGAGGUGAGGGGUGGCUGUAGCACAGCUUGGAGAGGGAGAACCUCAGGAAUUCCACAUCCUGGAACUGGCACUGGUGAGGGAGGAGCCCUCCGUGCGUCCCUGAGAGAAGCCUGCAGCGUUCCCACCCCACAGAUACCGUUCUGCCUGGAGGCUUCUUUACGAGGGAGGCGAAUCCCAAAU
This is a messenger RNA of Hirundo rustica (Barn swallow), 4121 nucleotides long. Its product is annotated as sulfate transporter-like. Gene Ontology annotation, biological process: transmembrane transport. Lineage: Eukaryota; Metazoa; Chordata; Aves; Passeriformes; Hirundinidae. Gene Ontology annotation, cellular component: membrane. The transcript has 3 exons. Gene Ontology annotation, molecular function: oxalate transmembrane transporter activity; secondary active sulfate transmembrane transporter activity; bicarbonate transmembrane transporter activity. The record is from RefSeq and is a predicted model, not a curated record. The coding region runs from base 130 to 2259 and encodes 709 amino acids.